AUGGGUUCUGCUCAAAUAACAUUUAAUGCAACCAAAUUUGUAGAAAUAACCGCUUGCAAUGAAACUGUUGUCCUCCCCUGUUUCCCUAAUAAUUUGGAACCGAAAAGUCUUGGCGACCUGUAUGUAAAGUGGAAAUUUAAAGGAAAAGACAUCUUCAUCUACGAGGGAAACAAAGACCAGGCUGCUGUAGUGAACAGUAAUUUUAGUAGUGCGCAGAUAGCAAUAUCAGAAUUACUCAAAGGAGUCGCCUCUUUGAAGAUGAAAAAGAGUGACGCCGUCCUUGGGAACUACACAUGCGAAGUAACAGAAUUAAGCAGAGAAGGUGAAACGAUCGUGGAGCUGAGAUACCGUGCCGUUUCCUGGUUUUCUCCAAAAGAAAAUAUUCUCAUCAUUAUUUUCCCAAUUUUGGCUAUACUUCUGUCCUGGGGACAGUUUGGUAUUGUGACACUUAAAUAUACAUCCAAUCGUACGAACGAAAAAACCAUCCUUAUGUUUGUCACUGGCCUGAUCCUCACCAUAAUUGUUAUAGUUGGAGCCAUUCUCUUCGUCCCUGGUGAAUAUUCAGUAAAGAAUGCUUCUGGUCUUGGUUUAAUUACAAUUCCGACGGUGGUAUUAAUAUUACUUCAGUGCUGUGCUUUUAUGACAGCUUUUGGGAUGACCUUCUUUGCCAUCGCCAUAUUGAUUCUUCAGGUGUUGGGCUUUGUACUGGCUGUGGUCGGACUAAGCCUCUGUAUCUCGGAAUGUACUCCAGUACAGGGUCCUCUGCUGAUUUCAGGUUUGGGUAUCAUAGCUCUAGCAGAAUUACUUGGACUAGUUUAUAUGAAAUUUGUGGCUUCCAAUCAGAAGACUAUACAACCUCCUAGGAAAGCGGUAGAGGAACCCCUUAAUGCGUUUAAAGAAUCAAAAGGAAUGAUGAAUGAAGAAUAAUUGAAGAGGCCUGAUGGAUUGUGAUGUGGCGUGAAAGGGAUGAAACAUGAAAGGAAUACACUUGAGACUAAGCCCCAUGGCCUUGACUCCGUGUUGGGGAGAAGAAAACAAGACAAUUUGGUCUGGUCUAAAUCUGUGGGAGAAAAUAAAUCAUUUACCUUUA
Molecule: messenger RNA, 1090 nt
Organism: Echinops telfairi (small Madagascar hedgehog)
Lineage: Eukaryota; Metazoa; Chordata; Mammalia; Afrosoricida; Tenrecidae
Gene: CD47
Product: CD47 molecule
Exons: 11
Coding region: 1-927 (308 amino acids)
Biological process (GO): positive regulation of phagocytosis; positive regulation of cell-cell adhesion; positive regulation of inflammatory response
Cellular component (GO): extracellular exosome; plasma membrane
Molecular function (GO): thrombospondin receptor activity
Source: RefSeq, a predicted model, not a curated record